AUGGUAGAAAGAGGUACAUUAUCUACAUAUGCUGCUGCAGCCAGAUACAACAUCCCAAGAAGAACCCUACGCAACCAUCUAGCGAGUGGGUCGACUACACGAAAGCUGGGUCGGUCGACUAUAUUGACUCCAGAACAAGAAGCUGAACUUGUUAGAAGAAUCAUACGUUUGGCUGAUGUUGGAGUGCCGUUGACAGCAAAGAUGUUGCGCAUACAGGCUUUUUCAUUCUGUAAAAUUAAUAAAAUUCCAAACACUUUCAAUGAUGCCAAAAAUACCGCGGGGAAGAAAUGGUUAAGGCUAUUUCUCAAACGACACCGUGAAUUAGCACGUCGUAAAGCACAGAUGAUAAAUCCAGCUCGUGCUCAAAAAUUAAAUAAAGAUAUUGUUAGUGAUCACUUUUCCAAAUACAAAAGUGUGUUGGAUAGACUUGGAAUUGAACAUAAACCUGAAAGUAUUUACAACAUCGAUGAAAAAAAUUGUCGCAUAUCUUUUCACCAUCAGCAGGAAGUUCUGACAGCCAAAGGUAGAAAAAGAGUUCAUCAAGUAGCGAAUGAGCAUGCUGAAAGUGUGACUGUGGUAGUCUGCGGAAAUGCUUUAGGAUCAGCUAUCCUACCAAUGAUAUUGUUUAAAGGCAAGAGACUAAAGCCAGAAUUCCGGGACAAUUUACCUCCAGGCUCUCUGGUGAAGAUGACGCCAAAAACCAGUAUGACGACAGAAGCUUUCAUAGAGUUUAUUAAUCAUUUGAAUAAAUACAGAACAUCAGGGCCAUGUCUCCUCAUUUUUGAUGGUGCAAAAUGCCACCUGGACUUCACUAUUGUCGAGGAAGCUAAUAAAUAUGGCAUUACGUUAUAUUGUCUCCCAUCAAAUACCACGCACGAGUUACAGGACUAA
Molecule: messenger RNA, 891 nt
Organism: Vanessa atalanta (red admiral)
Lineage: Eukaryota; Metazoa; Arthropoda; Insecta; Lepidoptera; Nymphalidae
Product: MFS-type transporter clz9-like
Exons: 1
Coding region: 1-891 (296 amino acids)
Cellular component (GO): nucleus
Molecular function (GO): DNA binding
Source: RefSeq, a predicted model, not a curated record